Linum tenue is the source of this 960-nucleotide messenger RNA. Lineage: Eukaryota; Viridiplantae; Streptophyta; Magnoliopsida; Malpighiales; Linaceae. The record is from the annotation of a GenBank genome assembly.
AGUCACAACAUCCAUCCUCCUUUAAUAUCCUUCCCCUUUCACCUAUCCCUCUUCCCAACAGUCAAUCGUUGAAAAAAAUCAUGGCCGGCGCCGGUCAACCCGCCAACCCGAUUCCGGCAAUGACGGUGUACCUCCCGCUGGAGCACCCGGCGGUGGUAAUCAGCCCCUAUUUCCUGGCCCAAUACCCAGUAGACCUCACAGUCGCCACAAAGAUCAUGACCUUGGGAGAGAACGAUUUCACCGUCAAAGACGUCAACGGGACAAUCAUCUUCCGGAUCAAAAGCAAGCUGAUGAGCCUCCACGACCGCCGCAAGUUGCUCGACGCCGCCGGCACCGUCCUCGUCUCGUUGCAGCAGAAGCUGAUGACUGCGCACAGGAGAUGGCUGGCGUACCGGGGAGACAGCAAGGACUCCAAGGAUUUGCUGUUCACGGUGAGGAAGUCGUCGUUCCUGCAGAUGAGGACCGAAUUGGAUGUUUUCUUAGCCGGGAAUGAGAAGGAAGAGGUCCCCGAUUUCAAGAUCAAAGGCAGCUUCUCCGAGAGUUCCUGCGUCAUUUACCUCGGGAACACCAACAAGAUCAUCGCUCAGAUGUACAGAGGGCACAGCAUGGCGACUUUCCUGUUCGACACCGACGAUUUCAGGGUGACGAUCUACCCUAAUGUGGAUUACGCCUUCAUCAUCUCUCUCGUUGUGAUUCUUGACGAGAUCAACGCAGAUCGCAGCGGCCAAGACUAGUCUGCCAAAAUUGCUUGUGGUAUCUGCUGCUGCUUGUGUUACUUUAGUUUCCGGUUUCGCAAUAAAAAGAAAGAAAUAUAUAGAUAUAGCAUUAGCAAUUUGGCCUUGUUGGUUGGCUUGGAGCUGCGUUUUGUGUGAAAGUCAAGACUGUGUUUUGAUGAUUGGUGUUAGUAAACUGAUCCCAGUUGGUGUUCAUAUCCUAUCAUUAUUAUGACUAGAAUGGAAG